Molecule: messenger RNA, 4073 nt
Organism: Limanda limanda (common dab)
Lineage: Eukaryota; Metazoa; Chordata; Actinopteri; Pleuronectiformes; Pleuronectidae
Gene: tapt1b
Product: transmembrane anterior posterior transformation 1b
Exons: 14
Coding region: 13-1740 (575 amino acids)
Biological process (GO): positive regulation of cilium assembly; maintenance of protein localization in endoplasmic reticulum
Cellular component (GO): ciliary basal body; endoplasmic reticulum membrane
Source: RefSeq, a predicted model, not a curated record
CGUUUGGAGAAGAUGGCGGAGCCGCUGUCGUCUGGUCCAGGAGAGGAGAAGGAGAAGGAGAUGGAGAAGGAGGACAGGCAGCGGGACGGCAGCGCUGCCACGGCCGGGAAGAGCACCUCGAGCCACGGGUCCACGGAGCCGCGGGUUGUCCGCGACGAAAAUGGCGGCAGCGUGGGCAAGAGACGGAACCUGUCAGACCUGUCGCUGGUCAGGUUUAUAACUACCGAGCUCACCAGAGGCUAUUUCCUGGAACACAAUGAGGCCAAGUACACAGAGCGCAGAGAGCGGGUCUACACCUGCCUGCGUAUACCCAAAGAGCUGGAGAAGCUGAUGACAUUCGGCUUCUUCCUGUGUCUGGACGCCUUUCUCUACGUGUUCACGCUGCUGCCGCUCAGAGUCAUUCUGGCCCUUUUAAGGCUCCUCACGCUGCCAUGCUGUGGCGUCAGUGGCUCCCGCCUGCUGCAGCCAGCACAGGUAUGUGAUGUCCUGAAAGGCUUCAUCAUGGUGUUGUGUUACUCAAUGAUGAGCUACGUGGAUUACGCCAUGAUGUACCACCUCAUCAGGGGACAGUCUGUCAUCAAACUGUACAUCAUCUACAACAUGCUAGAGGUGGCGGAUCGCCUGUUCUCCUCAUUUGGUCAGGACAUCCUGGACGCUCUGUACUGGACGGCCACUGAACCCAAGGAGAAGAAGCGAGCGCACAUAGGGGUGAUUCCUCACUUCCUCAUGGCCGUGCUCUACGUCUUUCUUCACGCCAUCCUCAUCAUGGUUCAGGCCACAACUCUCAAUGUCGCCUUCAACUCCCACAACAAGUCUCUUCUCACCAUCAUGAUGUCAAACAACUUUGUGGAGAUCAAGGGGAGUGUGUUUAAGAAGUUUGAAAAGAACAACCUUUUCCAGAUGUCUAACAGUGACAUAAAAGAGAGGUUCACCAACUACAUCCUCCUGCUCAUCGUUUGUCUGAGAAACAUGGAGCAGUUUUCAUGGAACCCUGACCACCUGUGGGUGCUGUUUCCUGAUGUAGUCAUGGUGAUAGCAUCAGAAGUUGCUGUGGAUGUUGUCAAGCAUGCGUUCAUCACCAAAUUCAACGACAUCAGUGCUGAUGUAUACGGAGAAUACCGAGCCAGCCUUGCCUUUGACCUUGUCAGCAGUCGACAGAAAAAUGCUUACACAGACUACAGUGACUCAGUGUCCAGGAGAAUGGGCUUCAUCCCACUUCCCUUAGCUCUGCUGUUGAUCAGAGUAGUGACGAGCUCAGUGAAAAUCCAGGGUUCACUCUCCUUUAUGUGUGUGUUGCUGUUUUACUUGGGGAUGAUUACUCUGAAAGUGCUCAACAGUAUUGUUCUGCUGGGGACGUCGUGUGUGUUUGUCAAAGCGGCCAAUAUGGAAGAAAAGCUCUUCGACCCUCCACCUUCUGCCACCUCCAGCCGAGUGAACUCCAGAGCGAACCGCACCAAACACGUGAACACGCCACCACAGCAAGCAGAAUCCACUGCAGACAAGGGAGGAACCCCACUGGCCUCAGACAACCCUCAGCCCAACACCACUGCUGAAAGCUCGCCCCCCACCUUUCCCAAGAGCGAUUCGGACACAUUCCUGACGACGCCCGACGAAGAGGAUGAUGACAAGAUCAUCAACACCGACACAGGACUGGAAGGAGAUGGACUCAAACCCAGAACGCCCAAGAAAGACUUGCUAGAGAUAGACCGCUUCACCAUCUGUGGCAACAGAAUAGACUGACGGCCACAGAAACCAGCCAGUGUCCUGGAAACACAGCAAGGUUCAGGGAUCAGACACGGGUCAUGGAGCGCGCUCACAGCGGACUUAUCCUCGUGCACCUGACCCCAGGAGUAUUUAUUUAUUUAUUACUGAAUAAAAACCAGCCAUGGCAUCAAGCUGUUACUACAAGCAACGGAGGCUGCUUCAGAUGUUUCCAGCUGGACCAGUUCCAUUUCAGGUAGACUCUGAGGAUGAGUCGCAGUCGUCAGGGCAACCUCCAGAAAUGGUCACUGGUGACAGCAAAGCAGAGAAGUGGCGUGCAGCACGGCUGGCGUCCAGCCUGUGUGAGGUGGUAGGGACGUGACAGCUUGACUGUGCGAGCGUGUGUUCAAAAGCACAAUGCAACAGUUUUUAGACUGAACAAAAAUAAGUGUCAAUUUUUUUAUUUUCAGAUGUUUGACUAAUUAAAAUAUUUCAAAUGAAGUUUUUAUGAAAAAUCUCAGACCUUCUUCCUAAAAUCAACCGUGUUUAGCUGCAGGAUUAGGACUCAUCGUCACAUUAACACAUUGUGGAAAUCAUAAAGUCGAUCUGCUGACCCCAACACUCAAUUCACAUUUUUAUUUGAAUUGAAAUUUUGUGAUGAGCCCAGAUGUUCAUCACGAUAAUGAUGGGAGCAGCUUCAGGUUACACAGUCCGGACACAGUCGACUGGUUCGGCAGAUAUUUCUAUUUAAAGAGAUUUUUUUAAUUUUCCAGUACAGUCCGUGUGUAAGCUCAUCGCUCAAGCAUGCAGCCUCGAAUAAUCAUUUCAUCAACAUCGGCUUAGAGCAAUUUCUAUAUUGGAAACUGUGAACUACAGAAAUGUCUCGGUGAAGUGCGACCUUGUGCUUGGUCUCAUUUAAAAUUCAUGGUGUUUGACAUCAGCAUCAAUUGAACAUAUUUUUCAGUUUUCACUGUUAUCUUCAGAGUGGUAUGAAAAGUAAAAAUUACAUGUAUGCAUGUAAAACUGUCAAAUCUAAACGAUAAGAAACAGGAUGGUGGAAUCAUGUGUAAGCAGUGAACUCAGCAGUUUUCAUUUUUCCAUAGAGCUGAGCAAAAGCUAAAAGCAGGUUUGUGCCCUAAAGGCUGUUGUUGGUAUUGUUUGAUGUGGUGAUGCUGGCUUUGAAUUUGAGAAGAGGCUCUUAGGAAACAUCUAUGUUCCACAAGAAGUCUGACUGUUAAUGCUGUGAAAACCUGCUGCGCUGUGUAAUCAACUAUGUGUAUCCAACAACUCUAUCUGCUCUGAAGUACCGGGCAAAUGUUAAGUUCACCCAGUCUCUGGUUUUUGCCUCUCAUGUAUCAUUGUUACAUACAAACUAAAAUGGAAAAAAGACGCCGGCGGAUCUGUUAACAGAUUAACAAGAUCUUAAAAUGAUUCGUUGUUGUGAUGAUGGGUGUGGAACCAUCAGCUUCUUAUCAAGUUGCUGAAUAACAAGGUUUUUCAACAAUUUUCAAGUUGCAGCUCUUAAAAAUCCUCCCUCAAUUUUUUACUUAAAGUUUUUUUAAUAGUUCUACACUUGUUGCCUACGUUGCUGUUAUACACAGUUUGUAUACAAAAUAUUGUGUCUACGUUUUCUGAAGAUGGUCUUGUUACCAGGGAUGAAUUAGAGUUGCUACUUCUUUCUGUCUAAGGAGAGGGAUGUAGAAAGGGUUGAUUCUCCUCACUCAAGUCGAAGGUAAAUAGAUGAUGUCACCUGUUAAGUCAUAUGAGGCAAAAUUGUGAUUUGCUAUACAAGUCAAAUUUGAUUAAACUUGGAAAUAGAUGAUAAAGGUCUUGCAAAGCAUUAAAUCUUAGUGUUAGAUCAAAACCUCUUUAACCCAGGAACAAAUUAUGAAUUAGUUUCCCACCUCGAACUUGUCAUCCUGGAAAAUGUAUGUUGAUUAUCGACAUUGUGCAGGAUUCUUUAUGCUAUGGAUUUAAUAUUUUUUAAAUCCAUAUGGUCCUAAAUCUUCUUUACGAACCUGAGAAGAGAAUAUUGUUACUGCGUUGCUCGGCAUUUAUCCUUCAGGAAAAUAGUCUUACCUCAGCUGUGACUCAAAUGUGCAGGUUGUUCAUGAGAGGCACAAACCGGAGAUCAGUCCCACCUCUCUAUGGGAGGACAUUCAAUACAAGAACAUAACUGCAUAUUUACAAAUGAAGGAUCAAGAGUGUGUAUGUGUCAUGAUGGCGUGAAGUGUGUGUGUUUGUGUGUGUGUGUGCUUGCAGUGCAUGAAUGGUUCUCACUACUUGAUGUAUGAAUCAGAUCAGAUCACGAUCCAUCUGUGUAAAGCAUCUCCUCACAUGGUAGAAGGAGAAUAAAAACUUUUUUUUUCUAA